UAUGUUGGAGUACGGAUGCCUUUAGUGAGACAGGGUCACAGACAUCACAGACCUCAUGGCCAGAAACACCGCAAGCGAGAUCGGGCAAAGGAAAACAUUCCAGAUCAGGAGUCCCAUGAUACUCCAUCUCAGCGAGUGCAGUUUAUUCUUGGCAUGGAGGAGGAUGAGGAACAUGUGCCCCAUGACUUGUUCACAGAGAUGGAUGAAAUCUGCAUUAAAGAGGGCGAAGAGUCAGAGUGGAAGGAAACGGCAAGGUGGGUGAAGUUCGAGGAAGAUGUGGAAGAUGGCGGCGAGCGCUGGAGCAAGCCGUAUGUGGCCACUCUUUCAUUGCACAGCCUCUUCGAACUGAGGAGCUGCAUCAUCAAUGGGAUUGUCCUUCUGGAUAUGACUGCGAACAGCACAGAAGACAUUGCAGACAUGGUUCUGGAUCAGCAUGAACCUUGUAGUGAUUUUGAUGAAAGUGUCCGUAAGAAAGUCUGGGAAGCUCUCCUGAAGAAGCAUCACCACCAGAAUGAGAAGAAGAAAAACAACCUCCUCCCCAUUGUCCGCUCUUUUGCUGAAGUCGGCCAGAAGAAGUCAGACCCACACUCGAUGGAUAAGACAGGAAUGAACCCACUGAAUCUCCAGCCUCCUUCUCACUCCUUAGAUGUCAGAAAUGGACUGAGCCAUGAUACUACCCCAACGGACUUGAGCAAAGCAGAACUUCAUUUUAUGAAGAAGAUCCCUGUGGGAGCAGAAGCUUCCAAUGUUCUAGUGGGAGAGCUGGAUUUCCUCACUCGACCCAUUGUUGCCUUCGUGCGCUUAACACCAGCUGUUCUGCUUCAGGGCAUGACUGAGAUUCCACUCCCGACCAGAUUCUUAUUUAUCUUGCUGGGCCCAUUAGGGAAAGCCCAGCAGUAUCAUGAAAUUGGAAGGUCAAUGGCUACCCUCAUGACUGACGAGGUUUUCCAUGAUGUUGCUUACAAAGCCAAGGACCGCUCUGAUCUUUUGGCGGGCAUUGAUGAAUUUUUAGACCAGGUGACAGUCCUGCCACCUGGAGAAUGGGAUCCAUCAAUUAGAAUUGAGCCACCCAAAAAUCUCCCUUCCCAGGAAAAGCGGAAGACUCCAGGAACUCCAGGAAUCCCUAAUGGAAGUGUCUGUCAUGAUGAAGCAGAAGAUCACAGCGGGCCUGAGCUCCAGAGAACAGGAAGGCUCUUUGGCGGUUUGAUCUUGGAUGUGAAACGGAAAGCUCCCUGGUACUGGAGCGACUAUAGAGAUGCUUUGAGUUUGCAGUGUUUAGCCUCCUUCCUCUUCCUGUACUGUGCCUGCAUGUCUCCUGUGAUUACGUUUGGGGGGUUGCUUGGAGAAGCAACAGAGGGACAAAUCAGUGCCAUAGAAUCCUUGCUUGGAGCCUCCAUGACGGGGGUGGUGUAUUCCCUCUUUGCCGGUCAGCCUCUCACUAUCUUGGGGAGUACCGGGCCGGUGCUGGUCUUCGAGAAAAUUUUGUUCAAGUUCUGCAAAGAGUACGGGCUUUCUUACCUUUCCCUGCGAACAUGCAUUGGCCUUUGGACUACUUUCAUGUGCAUCUUGCUUGUGGCAACCGAUGCCAGCUCUCUCGUCUGCUACAUAACUCGCUUUACAGAAGAAGCGUUCGCCUCUUUGAUCUGCCUCAUUUUCAUCUUCGAGUCUCUAGAGAAAUUACUAAAGCUGGGGCGGACUUACCCGGUUCAUAUGCAUAGUGAUCUUGACCAACUGAGCUUGUAUUUUUGCAGAUGUUCAGCCCCAGAGAAUCCCAGCAAUGAGACUGUGGAGUUGUGGAACAGCAAAAAGAUCAAUCCUUCAGCAGUUUCAUGGGCGAAUCUCACAGUCUCUCAAUGCCAGGAGAUGCUCGGAGAAUUCACAGGACCUACAUGUGGACACGACGGCCCUUUUAUCCCUGAUGUUCUCUUCUGGUCCUGCAUCUUGUUCUUUACUACUUUUAUCCUGUCAAGUGCACUGAAGACUUUCAAAGCCAGUAGCUAUUUCCCAACAAAAGUGCGUUCCAUGAUAGGCGACUUUGCUAUCUUCAUCACCAUUGUGAUCAUGGUCUUGAUUGACUACUUAAUUGGAAUCCCGUCACCGAAGCUUAACGUCCCCCACACUUUCAUGCCAACAAGAGAUGACCGUGGGUGGCUCAUUAGUCCCAUAGGGUCCAACCCAUGGUGGACAGUGGUCGCAGCGAUCAUUCCAGCUUUGCUCUGUACCAUUCUGAUAUUUAUGGACCAGCAAAUCACAGCAGUCAUCGUGAACAGGAAGGAACAUAAACUUCAGAAAGGGUGCGGCUACCACUUGGACCUUCUUAUGGUGGGCAUCAUGCUUGGUGUAUGUUCAGUGAUGGGGUUGCCUUGGUUUGUUGCUGCCACAGUCCUUUCCAUCAGCCAUGUGAAUAGUCUCAAAGUGGAGUCCACCACGGCAGCUCCUGGAGAGCAACCUAAAUUCCUGGGCAUACGUGAGCAAAGAGUUACUGGACUGUUGAUCUUUGUAUUAAUGGGCAUCUCGGUUUUUAUCACAGGUGUGCUAAAGUUCAUACCGAUGCCUGUCCUUUAUGGAGUGUUCCUGUACAUGGGUGUUUCGUCUCUUAGAGGAAUUCAGUUCUUUGAUCGCCUGAAGCUCUUUGCAAUGCCAACCAAACACCAGCCAGACUUUAUUUAUUUGCGACAUGUUCCACUGCGAAAAGUGCACCUCUUCACUGCCAUUCAGCUGACGUGUCUCGUCCUCCUCUGGGUCAUUAAGGCAUCUCGUGCGGCGAUCAUCUUUCCUAUGAUGGUUUUGGCAUUGGUCUUUGUCCGGAAGCUCAUGGAUGUCUGCUUUGAAAAGCGGGAACUCAGCUGGCUUGAUGACCUCAUGCCUGAGAGCAAGAAGAAAAAACUAGAUGAUGCAAAAAAGGUGGCAGAUGAACAAGAGGCAUCUCAGAAGAUGGUGGAUGCUCCUCAACAGACUGUAAUUGACAUUCCUGUGGUAAAAGCAAAAUAUCUGACAGUCCCUGGAACUGAAGAACCUCAACACCAGAGUAUCUCACUAAAAAAUAACCGGCUUGAUCCUGCAGACAUUAACAUCUCGGAUGAGAUGUCUAAGACUGCAAUGUGGAAGACCCUCACCAUGAAUACAGGAAAGCUCUAA
This is a messenger RNA of Varanus komodoensis (Komodo dragon), 3138 nucleotides long. RefSeq names its product solute carrier family 4 member 8 (gene SLC4A8). The transcript is spliced from 22 exons. Gene Ontology annotation, cellular component: plasma membrane. Gene Ontology annotation, biological process: regulation of intracellular pH; transmembrane transport; bicarbonate transport. NCBI's taxonomy places the organism in Eukaryota, Metazoa, Chordata, Lepidosauria, Squamata, Varanidae. The coding region runs from base 16 to 3138 and encodes 1040 amino acids. The record is from RefSeq and is a predicted model, not a curated record. Gene Ontology annotation, molecular function: monoatomic anion transmembrane transporter activity; solute:inorganic anion antiporter activity; sodium:bicarbonate symporter activity.